AUGAGACGUCAAAUUACAGCACCAAUCACAUUCAUUAUUGCCUACGACGAAAAAUAUUUUAUCCUCUCUAAUGAUGAUAUGCCACAAAAUAUUGGUUUUUAUUCUUUUGAUACAGAACAUCCUUCAGAUAACGUGAAAUAUAAAACAAAAGAAAAAUAUCCAAAACAUGUUUUAAGUCUGGUUAGCCUUAUCAGCAAAAGUAAACUUGUUCAAUUUAUUGAAGUACAUCAUGUUGAUGAAGAAUAUAUUUUUUGGCCCAAUUUAGCAUCGUCACAUUAUGCCGAUGAAACAACACAAUGGUUUCUUCAAUACAAAAUCAACUUUGUACCAAAACAGAUCAAUCCAUCAAAUGUUCCAAAAGCACGACCUAUAGAAGAUUUUUUUUGGUCGAUUCUUGCUAGUAAAAUAUAUGAGGGAGGUUAG
This is a messenger RNA of Rotaria sp. Silwood2, 423 nucleotides long. NCBI's taxonomy places the organism in Eukaryota, Metazoa, Rotifera, Eurotatoria, Philodinida, Philodinidae. The record is from the annotation of a GenBank genome assembly.